UCCGUGCGAUAAUCUCUAUAUGAAUAGUAUGACGACAAUGCCGUCCUGUUCACCACAUUUUCCUCUAUUUAUCAUCCGUUCGUCAAUUAUGCUUAUUGACCCUUCCGAUCUUAUCUUUUCCUCUUCAACACUCUAUAUAAGCCUCUUCUUACUCAAUCCCCAAAGCCACCCAAUACGCAUUCACUCAAAAAAAAAAAAACUGAAAGCCCUAACGAGAAAAAGUACUCCGGAAACACCUUCCAGCAAAAACCCUAGUUGCAUAUACACCCACGGCUAAGCUCAGAAUCGACGGCAUGAAGAACAAGCCAGCUGGCAUUGUGAAGCUCAAGACCGCUGUCGGGAAGCUGAAUAAGAUCAGCCUGUUACUCGGCAGGAAGCAGGAGUCCUACGACGACUUCGAGGACAGGUUUGGAGACUCCCAGAAUGUCCCGGAGGAUGUCAAGGAAGGGCAUUUUGCAGUAAUUGCAGUGGACGGGGAGCAGCUAAAGAGGUUUGUGGUCCCACUCAGCUGCCUGACUCACCCCAGAUUUGUUAGGCUUUUGGAGCAGGCUGCCGAGGAGUAUGGGUUCGACCACGGGGGAGCACUGGCUAUCCCGUGCAGGCUGAGCGAGCUCGAGAGAAUACUCGCCGAGGGAGUGGAAUCUGGAGACUCCAGUGAUGAAGCUGCUGACUGGGUUGGUUCCAGUAAAACUACUGUGCAAAUGAAUGAAUUAUUAGUGAAGGCAGUAUAGUUGAUAGCUCUCGGUAAAAUAUGAUAAUUUUGCAAAUGUAAAAUCUCAUCAAUUUGAUCACGAGAGAUGUGGUUUAGUUGACAAAUUUUA
Messenger RNA from Punica granatum (pomegranate), 821 nucleotides. The record is from RefSeq and is a predicted model, not a curated record. Lineage: Eukaryota; Viridiplantae; Streptophyta; Magnoliopsida; Myrtales; Lythraceae.